AAUAAGUGUCACAAGAGAACAGACAUGUGUAAAAACCUCCGACUUCUCCGUUCAAUUACCAAGUCCCAUUCGCAUCAUGAAACCUCAGUGUUAUUGGAUGCUUCUCAUUACAUUCAAGAGUUAAAGAGAAAGUUGGAAAACAUUGAUCAAGCAGUACUUGCGGGAUCCCUUAACUUGAUUGAAUACGAUUCAAUACCUAUGCUUAAAGUCGAAGAACAAGAGAAGGGUUUUCUGACCAGAAUUUCGAGUCGAAGGAGCUGCCAUGGGUUGCUGGCUUUCAUAUUGGAAGCUUUUGAAGAACUGGGCCUCGAUGUUCUGUCAGCUAGGGUUAAUUGCGUGGAUGGCUUUUGUUUAGAAGCAGUUGGAGCCAAAGAGGAUAAUGAUGAAGAAGCUAACCAUAUGGAUGCACAAGUGGUACAACGACAUGUAUCUCAGGCUAUUCAAAACUGGAUGCAAGUUACAAGCAGUGAUAAUCCAGCUUCAACCUAG
Messenger RNA from Neltuma alba, 489 nucleotides. RefSeq lists its product as uncharacterized. The transcript is spliced from 4 exons. Gene Ontology annotation, cellular component: nucleus. Gene Ontology annotation, biological process: regulation of DNA-templated transcription. Gene Ontology annotation, molecular function: sequence-specific DNA binding; DNA-binding transcription factor activity. Bases 25 to 489 code for a protein of 154 amino acids. The record is from RefSeq and is a predicted model, not a curated record. Lineage: Eukaryota; Viridiplantae; Streptophyta; Magnoliopsida; Fabales; Fabaceae.